This is a messenger RNA of Sarcophilus harrisii (Tasmanian devil), 3511 nucleotides long. It is a transcript of the gene PBXIP1, whose product is annotated as PBX homeobox interacting protein 1. The record is from RefSeq and is a predicted model, not a curated record. NCBI's taxonomy places the organism in Eukaryota, Metazoa, Chordata, Mammalia, Dasyuromorphia, Dasyuridae. The transcript has 11 exons. The coding region runs from base 752 to 2848 and encodes 698 amino acids.
GGGGCACGCGCCGGCAGGCCGGAGGCUCUCCUCAAGGUCCGCCCGCCUCGCCCGGUGGUCUUCCCCGUGGGCGGAGGGGAGAGAGCGCAGCCGGCCUGGCCCGCAGGCCCGGGAGGGAGAGCUGGGCGCCCCCCGGCCCUUCCCAAAGGGGCGUCUGCGGCGGCUGGCCGCAGGGCCGGGGGGCUGUGCUGCGGGAGCCCCGAGCGCGAGGCUCGCCUCAGUUUCCUCGUCUGUCAAGGGGGUGCAGUGUCCCCUACGGACAAUGGGUGUGAAACUGCGCAUCUUUAAGGGGUGGGGGGCCGAGAGAGCACGACCUCCCGCUAUUGUCCGAGUCCGGAGCGGGCGGGAACCGGGUAUUCCUCCUCUCAGCUAGGGAGGCGCAGUUCUGCGGGGCUCAUUCCAUUGCUUCCUCACCCCAGCCCAGCGGGGGAGCCACGGCAAAGUGCUGUUAUCCCCAUCUUACAGAUGGAGAAACUGAGGCUUGGAAGUGCUUUUUCCUUGGCCCUUAAGCGGGGCAUCUGGAUACAAACUUUGCACCCUCAGACCGGGGCAUUUCAUCACGCUGCCUCAGAAAGCAGAAGGAACUUAGACUGUAGAACUCUUGGAGAUCUUAGAAAUUUUCCAGGUGAAGAAACAGAGCCAAAAUGGGGGUGGGACUCUUCUCUGCAUGCUGGCACAGGACGGGGAGCCCUAGGGACCCCAGAAGGCUGAUGCAAGGCGGUGUCUACUGAGGUCCUCCAGGUGGCCAAGAAUGGAGUCUUCCAGCCCAGAGUCAGAUAAUAGCUGGGUGAUUGCUGGCUCGGAGGGCUGUUUGCCAGUAGAGACCCUGGUCCCAGAAUCUGAGACAGCUCCACAGACCUCAACGGGUGGACAUGUAGGAGCCGUGGAUGGAGAGGCACCUGUUGUUCCCCAGAAGCCUCCUGUCCAGCCUGAUGCCAGCCUCCCAGAGGAUGUCACAGAUGUCAAGGUUUCCCUGGAAAGCAGCGGGAAGAGCAUGGACCUCCCAAGUCCAGAGGAAGAAGAGACAAAGGGGAAGCCGCCAGAGGCCACAGAAGGGGCAGAGCUGGAGUCAGACCUCGUGGAUCAGAAGGACCCAAAGACUGUCCCCCAGCCCCCUAAAGCAGCUCCAGGUGAGGUUGGUGAGGGAUUCAGCUGUUCCAGCAGUGAAGACGACCUUGAUGUGGAGGGCCUGAGGAGACGUCGGGGCCGGGCGUCCAACCCGCUCCGUCCUCCAGCCUCCUUGGGGGGGGUGCAUGAGCAGGCUGGCAGCGAGGGAGGAAGCGGGGAGCUCGGACUCUCCCUGAACACUUGUCUCCUUGGCGCUCUGGUCCUCGUGGGGCUCGGCUUCCUCUUCUUCUCCGGUGGUUUCUCUGACCUUGAGGCUGGGCCAGCAGAGAACUUGGAAUCAGAAGUGACCCCAGAGUCUGAGUCUCAAGACAUUCAGGAUAUCCAGGGUGGUCUGAGGCAGCAGCAACAGGCCGAAAGUCUCCCAAACCUCCAGUCCAUGAGCCUCCUGCUGGACAAGCUGGCCAAAGAGAAUCAGGACAUCCGACUCCUUCAGGCCCAGUUGCAGGCUCAGAAGGAAGAGCUUCAGAACUUGCUACACAGACAUCCGGGCCUGGAGGAGGAGAACGAGAGGCUCCGGGGGGCCCUGCAGCAGCGAGAAGCCUCCCAGCGGGUGCUGGAAUCAGAGAUGCAGGAGCUCCGGAGCCGCCUGGGGGAGCUGGAGGAGACCUACUCGCAGACGGUAGAUGGGACCUGCCAGAGUGGGGGGAAGACCCCCGAGGCAGCGGAGCCCCAGGGCUUCCUGGAGCAGAAGGAGCGGUUGGAGGCUGAGGCCCAGACUUUGUGCAAGGAGUUAGAGAAGCAGAGGCUGCUGCUGAGCUCAGUGCAGAGGGAGCUGGAGAGGAGCCUUCAUGAGUCGGGGCUGGGGGACGGGGAUCGAGCCAAUCUGGCGGAGUUGGGGCGGAGGCUGGCUGCGGAGCUGCAGAGGGCAGCGAGCUGGGGCUCCAGGGAGGGCCAGGCCUCCAGGGGUCUGGCCAACACAUCUGAGGCCUGGGGGCAAGGAGGAGCCCACUUCAGCAGCCCCCGGGAGCCGAGUCAGAAGGAGAAGUGGAAGGACAGCCACAGGGACCACAAGGCAGAGAAGUGGAAGCACAAGAAAGAGGAGUAUGGUGGCGAAAGGAAGAAGAGCUUCAAGGGCAAAGGAGACGGGCGGUCAGAGAAAUGGAAAGAGGAGAAGCGAGGGCCUGUGGAGUUUGGGGGCAAGGACGGAAGGGAGUGGAAAGGGGUGAAGGAGCCUCUCAGGAAGAGCUGGGGAGGCUCCAGAGGCAGUGAGAGGCAGAAGCACCCAGCACCGAGGGAAGGGACUAAGGUCAGUGGCCCCGCCUCCCAGGACCCCCAGCUGACCUGGAGGAAGGUGCUGAACCACAAGUACCGCCUGCCACAGGGCUGCUCCGGCAUCACCGAGUGCGCCCGCCAGGAAGGGCUCGCCACCUUUGGGGUGGAGUUGCCCCCAGUUCGGAAGCAGGAGCUGGCAUCACUGCUGCAGAAGUACUUGGCCCGGCUGCCCUGGGGCCAGCGGCUUCCUGAGCCUCUCUCCUUCCUGUCCACCUACUUCAGUGAGGACGGCCUCUUCCGCCACGACCGCCUUCGCUUCUCGGACUUUGUGGAGGCCAUGGAGGACAGCCUGGAGGAGGCUGCGGUCAGAGAGACGGGUGAUGACGAUGAAGUGGAUGACUUUGAGGACUUCAUCUUUGGCCAUUUCUUGGGAGACAAGGCGCUGAGGAAGAGGUCUGGGAAGAAAGACAAGUAUCAGAAGGGGCCCAGGAACUACCGGGAAGGCUGAGGAAGACGGCUGUGGGGGCUCGGUGCCUGGCGUUUGCCCACUGCUCCGCCCAGCCAUCAGAGAGAUUGGGGGGCCUGGUCUCCUUCGGUUUUUAUCGCUGACUGCAUGGGUGUGGUGUGUUUGGGGAUGUCUGCGACCCCGGGGGGGGGCAUUAAUGUGGCGCCUCCCCCUGGCACCAGCAUGGCCUUGGCUGCCAGGAGUGAGUAAGUUGAGAGCUCAGACCCCAGCUUGCUCAGGAGUCGCCACUUUAGCUUGGAAGUGCUCUGAUGCUGCUUAUGCUUAUUUAUGUGUGUGGAUACAGUCAGGCCUCUUCCCCUCUCAGGUCCCUGCAUGGAGACCCGGUUGGCUCCGGUUCAAGCGACUUGUGCCAAAGUGGGCCGCUCCUCGGGGCGUGGGGGCCGGAUGCGGGCCCCACAGGGGGAGCCAGUCCUCCCCCCAGGGCCUUCUGUGUAUAUGUGCGAGGUGCCAGGGGCUGCUCGGGAACACUCUCCCUCCCGCCCCUGCCAUGCUCUGUUUGCUCCGUGUGUGAUGCAGCUUGUGGGGGCCUGGGGCCCACUUAGAUUUCUCUGUAGGUGUAGAGUUGGGAGGUCACUCCCUUGCUUCCAGGCUUUUGCCUUGGACACUCGGUCAACACUGAAUUCAAUAAAGUGCCUUUGUUGGUGA